Molecule: messenger RNA, 4005 nt
Organism: Neogale vison (American mink)
Lineage: Eukaryota; Metazoa; Chordata; Mammalia; Carnivora; Mustelidae
Gene: GRIN2D
Product: glutamate ionotropic receptor NMDA type subunit 2D
Exons: 12
Coding region: 1-4005 (1334 amino acids)
Biological process (GO): synaptic transmission, glutamatergic; long-term synaptic potentiation; excitatory postsynaptic potential
Cellular component (GO): plasma membrane; NMDA selective glutamate receptor complex; postsynaptic membrane
Molecular function (GO): NMDA glutamate receptor activity; transmitter-gated monoatomic ion channel activity involved in regulation of postsynaptic membrane potential
Source: RefSeq, a predicted model, not a curated record
AUGCGCGGCGCCGGUGGCCCCCGCGGCCCUCGGGGCCCCGCUAAGAUGCUGCUGCUGCUGGCGCUGGCGUGCGCCAGCCCGUUCCCGGAGGAGGCGCCGGGACCGGGCGGGGCCGGCGGGCCCGGCGGGGGCCCCGGCGGGGCGCGGCCGCUUAACGUGGCGCUCGUGUUCUCGGGGCCCGCGUACGCGACCGAGGCGGCGCGCCUGGGCCCGGCAGUGGCGGCGGCCGUGCGCAGCCCUGGCCUGGACGUGCGACCGGUGGCGCUGGUGCUCAACGGCUCGGACCCCCGCAGCCUCGUGCUGCAGCUCUGCGACCUGCUGUCGGGGCUGCGCGUGCACGGCGUCGUGUUCGAGGACGACUCGCGCGCGCCCGCCGUCGCGCCCAUCCUCGACUUCCUGUCGGCGCAGACCUCGCUGCCCAUCGUGGCCGUGCACGGCGGCGCCGCGCUCGUGCUCACGCCCAAGGAGAAGGGGUCCACCUUCCUGCAGCUGGGCUCGUCCACAGAGCAGCAGCUCCAGGUCAUCUUUGAGGUGCUGGAGGAGUACGACUGGACAUCCUUUGUGGCGGUGACCACACGUGCCCCCGGCCACCGGGCCUUCCUGUCCUACAUCGAGGUGCUGACUGAUGGCAGCAUGGUGGGCUGGGAGCACCGCGGGGCACUGACACUGGACCCGGGAGCAGGCGAGGCCGUGCUGGGUGCCCAACUCCGCAGCGUCAGCGCGCAGAUCCGCCUCCUCUUCUGUGCCCGGGAGGAAGCCGAACCCGUGUUCCGGGCAGCGGAGGAGGCUGGCCUCACGGGGCCUGGCUACGUCUGGUUCAUGGUGGGGCCCCAACUGGCCGGAGGCGGAGGCUCAGGCGCCCCUGGAGAACCCCCUCUUUUGCCAGGAGGAGCCCCACUGCCUGCCGGGCUGUUCGCCGUGCGCUCGGCUGGCUGGCGGGAUGACCUGGCCCGGCGGGUGGCCGCUGGUGUGGCCGUCGUGGCCAGAGGUGCCCAGGCUCUGCUACGUGACUAUGGCUUCCUGCCCGAGCUCGGCCAUGACUGCCGUGCCCAGAACCGCACCCACCGAGGGGAGAGUCUGCAUAGGUAUUUCAUGAAUAUUACCUGGGAUAACCGGGAUUAUUCCUUCAAUGAGGAUGGCUUCUUGGUGAACCCCUCUCUGGUGGUCAUCUCCCUCACCAGAGAUAGGACUUGGGAGGUGGUGGGCAGUUGGGAGCAGCAGACUCUCCGCCUCAAGUACCCGCUGUGGUCCCGCUAUGGCCGCUUCCUGCAGCCGGUGGAUGACACACAGCACCUCACCGUGGCCACGCUGGAGGAGAGGCCCUUUGUCAUUGUGGAACCCGCCGAUCCCAUCAGUGGCACUUGCAUCCGAGACUCUGUGCCUUGCAGAAGCCAGCUCAACCGCACCCACAGCCCUCCUCCGGACGCUCCCCGCCCGGAAAAGCGGUGCUGCAAGGGCUUCUGCAUCGACAUUCUGAAGCGGCUGGCGCAGACCAUCGGCUUCAGCUACGACCUCUACCUGGUCACCAACGGCAAGCACGGAAAGAAGAUAGACGGCGUCUGGAACGGCAUGAUCGGCGAGGUCUUCUACCAGCGUGCGGACAUGGCCAUCGGCUCCCUCACCAUCAACGAGGAGCGGUCCGAGAUCGUGGAUUUUUCUGUGCCCUUCGUGGAGACGGGCAUCAGCGUCAUGGUGGCCCGCAGCAACGGCACUGUGUCCCCCUCCGCCUUCCUCGAGCCCUACAGCCCUGCCGUGUGGGUGAUGAUGUUCGUCAUGUGCCUCACUGUGGUCGCCGUCACCGUUUUCAUCUUCGAGUACCUCAGUCCCGUCGGCUACAACCGCAGCUUGGCCACGGGCAAGCGGCCUGGCGGCUCAACCUUCACCAUUGGGAAAUCCAUCUGGCUGCUCUGGGCCCUGGUGUUCAAUAACUCGGUGCCCGUGGAGAACCCCCGGGGGACCACCAGCAAAAUCAUGGUGUUGGUGUGGGCCUUCUUCGCCGUCAUCUUCCUCGCCAGCUAUACAGCCAACCUGGCCGCCUUCAUGAUCCAGGAGGAGUAUGUGGACACCGUGUCUGGGCUCAGUGAUCGAAAGUUCCAGCGGCCCCAGGAGCAGUACCCGCCCCUGAAGUUUGGGACGGUGCCCAACGGGUCCACGGAGAAGAACAUUCGCAGCAACUACCCCGACAUGCACAGCUAUAUGGUGCGCUACAAUCAGCCCCGCGUAGAGGAAGCGCUCAUUCAGCUCAAGGCAGGGAAGCUGGACGCCUUCAUCUAUGAUGCAGCAGUGCUCAACUACAUGGCCCGCAAGGACGAAGGCUGCAAGCUCGUCACCAUCGGCUCAGGCAAGGUCUUUGCCACAACCGGCUACGGCAUCGCCCUGCACAAGGGCUCCCGCUGGAAGCGGCCCAUCGAUCUGGCACUGCUGCAGUUCCUGGGGGAUGAUGAGAUCGAGAUGCUGGAGCGGCUGUGGCUCUCCGGGAUCUGCCACAAUGACAAAAUCGAGGUGAUGAGCAGUAAGCUAGACAUCGACAACAUGGCGGGUGUCUUCUACAUGCUCCUGGUGGCCAUGGGCCUCUCGCUGCUGGUCUUCGCCUGGGAGCACCUGGUGUACUGGCGCCUGCGGCAUUGCCUGGGGCCCACCCACCGCAUGGACUUCCUGCUGGCCUUCUCUAGGGGGAUGUACAGCUGUUGCAGCGCGGAGGCUGCCCCGCCGCCGGCCAAGCCCCCGCCGCCGCCGCAGCCGCUGCCCAGUCCCGCGUACCCGCCGGCGCGGCCCGCACCUGGCCCCGCACCUUUCGUGCCCCGCGAGCGUGCGGCGGUGGACCGCUGGCGUCGCACCAAAGGUGCAGGGCCCCCGGGGGCCCCGGGCCUGGCCGACGGCUUCCACCGCUACUACGGCCCCAUCGAGCCACAGGGCCUGGGCGUGGGCGAGGCGCGCGCGGCACCCCGGGGCUCGGCCGGGCGCCCGCUGUCCCCGCCGGCCGCGCAGCCCCCGCAGAAGCCGCCGCCCUCCUACUUCGCCAUCGUGCGCGACAAGGAGCCGGCCGAACCCCCAGCCGGCCCCUUCCCCGGCUUCCCGUCGCCGCCCGCGCCCCCGGCCGCCGCCGCCGCCGCCGUCGGGCCGCCGCUCUGCCGGCUGGCCUAUGAGGACGAGAGCCCGCCGGCGCCCGCGCGCUGGCCGCGCUCCGACCCUGAGAGCCAGCCCCUGCUGGGGCCCGGCGCCGGCGGCGCAGGGGGCGCGGGGGCCGCGGCCGGCGGAGCCCAGGCCGCGCCGCCCCCGUGCCGCGCCGCGCCGCCCCCCUGCCCCUACCUGGACCUCGAGCCGUCGCCGUCUGACUCGGAGGACUCGGAGAGCCUGGGCGGCGCGUCGCUGGGCGGCUUGGAGCCCUGGUGGUUCGCCGACUUCCCCUACCCGUACGCCGAGCGCCUCGGGCCGCCGCCCGGCCGCUACUGGUCGGUUGACAAGCUCGGGGGCUGGCGCGCGGGCAGCUGGGACUACCUGCCCCCACGCAGCGGCCCCGCCGCCUGGCACUGCCGCCACUGCGCCAGCCUGGAGCUGCUGCCGCCGCCGCGCCAUCUCAGCUGCUCGCACGACGGCCUGGACGGCGGCUGGUGGGCGCCGCCGCCCCCGCCCUGGGCCGCGGGACCCCCGCCCCGGCGCCGAGCCCGCUGCGGCUGUCCGCGGCCGCACCCUCACCGCCCGCGGGCCUCGCACCGCGCGCCCGCCGCCGCCGCUCCGCACCACCACAGGCACCGGCGCGCCGCGGGGGGCUGGGACCUCCCGCCGCCGGCGCCCACCUCGCGCUCGCUGGAGGACCUCAGCUCGUGCCCCCGCGCCGCCCCCGCGCGCAGGCUCACCGGGCCCUCCCGCCACGCGCGCCGGUGCCCGCACGCUGCGCACUGGGGGCCGCCGCUGCCCGCCGCGCCCCACCGGAGACACCGGGGCGGGGACCUGGGUACCCGCAGGGGCUCGGCGCACUUCUCCAGCCUCGAGUCCGAGGUAUGA